Messenger RNA from Acanthamoeba castellanii str. Neff, 510 nucleotides. RefSeq lists its product as uncharacterized. Bases 1 to 510 code for a protein of 169 amino acids. NCBI's taxonomy places the organism in Eukaryota, Discosea, Longamoebia, Acanthamoebidae. The record is from RefSeq and is a predicted model, not a curated record. The transcript has a single exon.
AUGUUCUGGUCGUCGUCGACGGGCGUCGUGACGCGGGCGACGACGCCUAUUAGCCGCACGAUGUCGGGCGAGGACAGCGAGAUCACCAGCGGCGCCACGACCACGUCGGUCGCGGCCACCAGCGCCGCCGUAGCCGCGGCUGCCACCGCGCUCAUCCGGGCCCACGCCACCCAGCAGCUGCGUAAGCGGCGACGCUCGCAGUCGGCCCCGCCGCCGCGCGACCAGGCCAUCAUCGUGGCCCGCAACGGGCGACAGGUCCGGCGACAGUGCGACGACGUUGACGACAACAGCGACUACGAGAGCCGAGCGCCGGCGAUGGCGCUGACAACAACGUCGAGCGCCGGGACGUCGUCGCCGUACUCGUCGCCGAUGGCGGUGUCGUCCCCACAGAGCUGCGUGGAGCAUUGCUACGGGCAGUCGGCCACGACCUCGUCGCCACCGACAUCGCCCACGGGCGCCUCGCGAACGAGCACCACCAAGCGCUCGGACAUCUACGGCCUUCUCAACUGA